Messenger RNA from Drosophila ananassae, 2486 nucleotides. It is a transcript of the gene shd, whose product is annotated as ecdysone 20-monooxygenase. The record is from RefSeq and is a predicted model, not a curated record. Gene Ontology annotation, molecular function: heme binding; oxidoreductase activity, acting on paired donors, with incorporation or reduction of molecular oxygen; monooxygenase activity. Lineage: Eukaryota; Metazoa; Arthropoda; Insecta; Diptera; Drosophilidae. The coding region runs from base 569 to 2194 and encodes 541 amino acids. The transcript has 7 exons.
AACGGAGCGAUUCGAUUCAGUCUUUGACUAAGCGUUGCCGUCGUCGCAACCAAGUGGCGCAAACAGGGAUCGGGAUCGCGUUGAGCUCGGCUUGGGAUUGGGAUUGCGGCUGGGACUGGGACUGGGACUUGACUCGGGUUUCGGGAUCACAUCGGCUAAUACGGAAUUGGGUGUCCAAGUCAAUUUCACAUUCAGAAAGAUUAUCAAUAUGUGGAUACGGAUAUGGUCUAACAAUUGUAAAUAGUCAACAAAAACAAGCGAGUCCAAAAGUGCAAUGUCUGUAUGUGAUUAGAAGUUUCUAUUGUUUUCCUUACGCCAGAAAAUACGAUUAGAGGUUGCAGCAAAGCUUUAAAUAAUAAAAACAACAAUCAAUAAUCAAUAAAUGUGCAAUAUAAUACCCAAACGUGAUACGAAAUUCAAAUAUUUUCAAAAUAUUUCUAAAGUUCUAAACUAAGAAGUUGAAGUGAUAAAAAAAUUUACAAAAUAAAAAUGCCUACGAGUCGGACCUAGCUACAAAAAGGAUCUAAAAUUUUGGAUUUAAAACUAAAGUUCCUUUAAGUGCUCUCCAAUGGUGAUGGCCGUGAUACUUUUGCUGGCCCUGGCACUGGUACUUGGCUGCUACUGCGCUCUCCACCGGGAAGAGCUGGCGGCGAUCUACUUGAGGCCGCUGCUGAAGAACACGCCGCUGGAGGACUGCUACCAUGCCGCUCCCAUCGAGCAACCGAAGCCAAAAAAGCGGAGGGGCAUCUGGGACAUCCCUGGACCACGAAGGAUACCCUUUCUGGGCACCAAGUGGAUAUUCCUCCUUUUCUUUCGUCGCUACAAGAUGACCAAGCUGCACGAGGUCUAUGCAGAUCUCAAUAGGCAGUACGGCGACAUAGUACUGGAGGUAAUGCCUUCGAACGUACCAAUAGUGCAUCUGUAUAACCGCGAGGACCUGGAAAAGGUACUAAAGUAUCCCAGCAAAUAUCCUUUCCGGCCGCCAACUGAAAUCAUCGUGAUGUACCGCCAAUCCCGGCCAGAUCGGUAUGCCAGUGUGGGAAUCGUAAACGAGCAAGGACCUAUGUGGCAGCGCCUGCGAUCCUCGCUCACCUCCAGUAUAACCUCUCCCAGGAUAUUGCAGAACUUCCUGCCAGCCCUGAAUGCAGUUUGUGAUGAUUUCAUCGAACUGUUGAGGGCCAGACGGGAUACGGACACUUUGGUGGUGCCCAAUUUCGAGGAGCUGGCCAAUCUGAUGGGCCUGGAGGCUGUCUGCACUCUGAUGUUGGGUCGCCGGAUGGGUUUCCUGGCCGUCGACACCCAGCAGCCGCAGAAAAUCAGCCAACUGGCGGCGGCCGUGAAACAGCUUUUCAUCUCGCAACGGGACUCGUACUACGGUCUGGGCUUGUGGAAAUAUUUCCCCACCAAAACCUACAGGGAGUUUGCCCGGGCCGAGGACUUGAUCUAUGAUGUGAUCUCCGAGAUCAUCGAUCACGAGCUGGAGGAGCACAAGAACUCGGCCGAGUGCGAGGACGAAGAGGCAGCCGGCCUGCGGAGUGUCUUUCUCAAUAUACUGGAGCUCAAGGAUCUGGAUAUUCGGGACAAGAAGUCGGCUAUUAUAGACUUUAUAGCAGCGGGCAUAGAAACGUUAGCCAAUACACUGCUUUUUGUCCUGAGCUCUGUUACUGGAGAUGCUGUGGCCAUGCCUCGUAUUCUGAGCGAGUUCUGCGAGUAUCGGGACACGAAUAUCCUGCAGGAUGCUCUAACAAAUGCCACAUACACUAAAGCCUGCAUUCAAGAGUCCUACAGACUGAGGCCCACGGCCUUUUGCCUGGCCAGGAUAUUGGAGGAGGACAUGGAACUGUCGGGCUAUUCGCUCAGUGCAGGGACUGUCGUCCUUUGCCAAAACAUGAUUGCUUGUCACAAGGACAGCAAUUUCCAAGAGGCCAAGAGGUUUUCGCCGGAGCGCUGGAUAGAUCCUGCCACGGAGAACUUCACGGUGAAUGUGGAUAGUGCCAGUAUUGUGGUCCCUUUUGGAGUGGGUCGACGAACGUGUCCGGGAAAGCGUUUCGUGGAAAUGGAAGUGGUGCUGCUGCUAGCCAAGAUGGUCUUGGCAUUCGAUGUAAGCUUCGUAAAGCCACUGGAAACGGAAUUCGAGUUCCUGCUGGCUCCCAAAACUCCACUUAGUCUGAAGCUCAGAGAUCGGGUUUUUUGAUCAGAGCCAAGAUAUAGAAAAGUGAUCCCAAGACACUGCCUAACCUCAGGCGUUUUGUAUCAAAUACAACUAAAAUAGCUACGAACUGAACCAUUAAGUGAAAUUAAUGUAAAAUAUUAUUAGUUAAAAAAAAUAAUAUAUAUAUUUUUGAGGAGCCUGCACCAGCAGCCUAGUCUUGUGAAGAAAAAGCAAUCAAAACUAUUAUGAAUAUUAUUCAGAAUAUAUAUAUGCUGACUGUAUAUAGACGUACAUAGAUAAUCCUCUGUAUAUAAAGAUCGUUUUUUGUUUUAAA